UACUCGGCCUUUCUCUUCUUACAAGCUUUCUUGCUAGUGUCAAUCUCGUCGACUUUGAUGGUCACUUUGUCUGAAGUCUUGAACAAGCCAUCUGUGAUACCUAGAGUGCUGGCCUUGAAUCUCCCCAAAGCCGGUAACUAUUUUAUCUCUUUCUUGACAUUACAGGGAUUUUCACUUUUCGCAGGC
Messenger RNA from Aureobasidium melanogenum CBS 110374, 186 nucleotides. RefSeq lists its product as uncharacterized. The record is from RefSeq and is a predicted model, not a curated record. NCBI's taxonomy places the organism in Eukaryota, Fungi, Ascomycota, Dothideomycetes, Dothideales, Saccotheciaceae. The annotation marks the transcript as partial. Gene Ontology annotation, cellular component: membrane. The transcript has a single exon.